UUUAACUCAAUUCACCUUUCUGUUGGACGGGCUUAGCAGAGAGAAGAAUCCCUCAACACACUCAGCAACAUCCCUGUUCUACAAGCCUUCAGAGAUCAUGGGCGUUAGUAACAUGAAAAAACUGGUUGAAGAGUCAAACAUCUUAGAAGAUGAAAAAUUCAAAGACAGCUCAGUCGUCAUUGAUGGUCCCAAUCUCUUCUAUAAUCUGUAUUUUAACUCCAAACCAAAGCUGGACCAACAACAUGGAGGAGAUUACUCUGCAUUCAGAGAGCUGGUUCGACGGUUCUUCUCCAACCUCCAGCAAUGUAAUAUCACAGCGCUGGUGGUUUUGGAUGGAGGCUCAUCGGCAAUGAAGGGGAAAACCAUUGAAGAUCGGAUGAAAGAAAAACUUAAAAAGGCAAAAAGAAUCUCAGAGUCUAAGGCUGGGAGCUGGGAUAACAUCCUACCUCCUAUGGCCAAAGACGUCUUUAUCCAGAUUCUUCAGGAAAUGAACAUAGAGAUGCAGCAGUGUUUAGGGGAGGCUGACCAAACAGCUGCCAUGUGGGCCAAUGAGAGGAAGUGUCCAGUUCUGUCCAAAGACUCAGAUUUCUACAUCUUUGAUAUACAGGAAGGGUUCCUUUACACUGAUCAAUUUAAUUGGGAAAAUGUAGAAGGAGGAGCCAUUCUAGCGAAGCGCUACAGAAUCUCACGCUUUUGUGAAAUAUUUAAGAUAAAAUGUAAGCAGAUGCCCAUCUUUGCUGCAAUAUCAGGCAAUGAUUACUCACGCUUAGAUGACAAGGGAGUGUUAACUAGAUUAUAUCAUCAACCCCAGCAGCCUGGAGGUUACCAUGCUAAUCGGCAGCGAUUCAUCCUGAAUUUCUUAAGCCAAUACAAGGCGAGAACAAUAGAAGAGGCUGUGAGAGCAGCUCUACAGCUGAUAGGUGAAACCAGAAAGGAGGAAGUGAAAAAGUUUGUAGAUUCAGCUCAAACUUACGAUUUAGUUGAACCACCUAAUCCCGACCUGCCGGAAUGGAUGAUCCAUGAAGUUCAAAACGGAAGGCUGACCUCUUUUGUCACAAUUGUGGCUGAUAAAUCGAUGACGCUGACUCCACUGGUGGAGGAUUUUUCCCAGCCCAGCAGCUACGAAGCUUCUCAUCGUAUCAGACAGUUCUUCUAUGGAUUGCUGGUUGGCUCAGAGCCAUUCACAGAAUAUGACAGGAGGGGCACUGAGGAUCUGUGUCCCAAAGCAGUGACUCCUAUCACACCAAGCGUGACACCAAAGGACCUGCAGAGGCUGAAGUUGGAACAUCUAAAUGAGGCUCCUGAGGAUCUGCGUCGGAAGGUGUUUUUUGAAGCUCUCAGGUGUUCCAGCCCUGAAAACAUUCCGGACCGACUGAAGCUAACGCUCAUUGUGACCCGGUUCUGGUUUCAGUACCGGCAAGAGAACAGCCCAGGAGGUUUAAACAACUUCUAUCUGCAGGCCUUACUGCUGGGGUUUCUAUAUGGGGAGGAUGAUGCAGGUGAAGCUAUAGCCAAGUUGGACGGUUUAAAGUCUGAAGGCUGCUCUCUGCAGCCUGAAGUUGCUCAUGCAUUCAGCCAGUGGCAGAACUGCAUGAGGCAUAGCCUCCAUCUGAACCAGCUGCUGGGCCGCCCCCUGCCAGAACCUCAGUGUUACCGGCUCUACUGUGGACCUCUGAUCCACAAGCUGCAGCAGGAACUGCAGAACUCAACCACUGCGUUCGAAGAGCUUCGCAACCUGCUGGAUGAAGGACGCAGAGAUCUCCUGGAUACCUCACUGCAGUUUACAGGCCCUUAGUGUCCUGAAUGAGAGAAGGGUCGUCACCUGGAUUAAAGCGGCCCUUAGCUCCAGAAGAGAUGGGAAACCGUAAUAGGAAAGAGACAGAGGAAAAAACAAGCAUUUGAGAGGGUUCCUCUGCUUCCCAGGGGCCGAGCGAUACAAAUGCCAUGCAAAUACAUGAAUUCACAGCAAAUUCAAGCAAACCCAAACAUUUGACUGGCCAACACAGAAACAGCACUAGAACACAAGCACUGCAAACACAUAAAUAAUGCAAACACACAGAAAACACAAAAACGAAAAAUAAUUCAAGUAGAAAAAAGAGCGGCAAGGAAAGAAAAGCUGCAAACUCUCCACAUAACGGAAAUUCUCCAGAUGAAGCAGAAAUAAAUAAACGGGAUUCUCAGAGAGAUUAAGUGUUUA
Messenger RNA from Cyprinodon tularosa, 2197 nucleotides. Its product is annotated as protein asteroid homolog 1-like. The record is from RefSeq and is a predicted model, not a curated record. The transcript has 6 exons. The coding region runs from base 98 to 1795 and encodes 565 amino acids. Lineage: Eukaryota; Metazoa; Chordata; Actinopteri; Cyprinodontiformes; Cyprinodontidae. Gene Ontology annotation, molecular function: nuclease activity.